AUGGAGAAAAUAAAUGAAACGACCAAGGAAAACAUAGAAAAAUCACAGGAGAAGCAGAAAAAGACAUAUGCGAAGAAGGUGUUGAAGAAAAACAAGGAUGUGAUGUACAGUGUUGGUGACGAGGUCCUUCUUUAUAAUAUGAGGAAGCGUGGUAGGAAAGGAGGGAGGAUAGAGCCGGACUUCUCUGGUCCCUAUAUUCUCAAGGAGUUGUGUGGCAAGGUGGUGAAAUUGGAGAAUUCGUGUGGAGUUACUAUAAAGAAAAAGAUCAGCAUCGACCACAUCAAGCCAUACAGGAGGAGUGAGGAAAACAAAGCCCACAGCCACAAAGGUGAUAUUGAAUUGCCCAAGGAAAUCGGCACCUGCGUCUCCUCCAUACCACCAAGGACCUCUGUCAUCUGUUUUGCUACACCGGAAAAGGAGGUAACGCCAAAUUUACAACCAGACUAUAAUUUAUAAUUUUUCUAUUGUGCAUAUAGCGAGCCUUGUUCUUUUUCAUCAUCCUAUUCUUCAUUUAUGUAGUAUUUUUAUUUUCAAUUAAUGUUAAAUGUAAGUGAUUAACAUUAAUCUUGACUUUCUUUUCCAAAGUCAUCUGCAUCUUUGAUUGUCAUGCAAAGCAUAGAAGACAGAGGUAGCAGUUACUGGGUUCUUUUUUUUUUUUUUUUACCCUGUUGGUCAUUUGUUUGGCCAUGCCCUGUUGGUCUGGUCUUUCACUCUGUUGCCGUUCUGGCUUUUUUUUUUUUCUUUGUUAAAGUUGCCACUGUUUGGCAUCGUGUUCUAUCCAGUUCUCGUUAUUAACCAUACAUGUUUGAUAUUAUACCAAAGAACCUAUACAGGUUGAGUUAUCCCCUUGUCAGAAAUGCCUCAACAUUUAUUUUUCAAUACUUAAUUUUAAGAUAAGGCAUACUCAACCUGUAUUAGCUUUGGAUCCAGAAUGUACAGUUACAUACCUGGAGUUAAAUUUUCUUCCUGUAUUUUUUUUUUUAGUUAAAAGCCUGUGGGAAGCUGAAGAUGACGGAUCUGUGGAAGCAGUUGUGGGACCAUACAAGCUGUAUGUUUCUUCGUUCCGUACACUGCAUGGUAAUAAUUGGCUGGUUGAUGAGGUAAGAAAAUAAAGUGUUAUUCAUUAGUGUAAUGCUAAAAUAUAAAAAAAAAUAUUUAAUAAUUGAUGAUUUUUUUUUUUAUGCAGGUGAUUGAUGCAUUCAUUCAUCAUCUUAUUGUGAAGCAUCAGGCAAGUGUGAAUUAUGUUUAUUUCUGGGUUAUGUUAGUUGAGUUAUUAUUUUGCAUUAUAAUUUUCCCUCUAUUGAAACAGGAACCUGUUCGACAGUUUGAUGCGGUACUGUCAUCUGUAUUAUUUUAUGGUGCAAUAGAAAAUCUUGGAAAGGUUAGUGACUUGUUAGAAUUCCAUUUUUAUAAUAUUGAAUAUAUCUAUUUAUAAUUAAUUACUUAUUUGGCUUUCUAACUUAUUCUUCAGAUGAAGUUUCCAGUCGAAGAUCUGUGGUUAUGCCCUAUAAACGUUGGAGCUCACUGGAUUUUAUUGGUAUUUAUUAUUAAAAUAAUUUAAUUUCCCUUUCUUUACUUAUGUUGCCAUGCACUAUUAAAUUCUAUGCAUAUUCUAUGUAAAUAUAUUUAACUACAAUCCUAUGACACCACAAUGCUCAUUUACUCUAUAUAGUGUUGGCAAAAAGUAGGUAUACAGUAGAAUGAUAUAUAAUAGUGCAAUACUGUAUUUAAUGGUUAACAAUUAUUGAGUACAGUAAUGCAGUCACAAACACAUAUUGAUAGAAUGCUCAAAACUCAUAAGUGGCGGUGAUCUCCGGUCUUCUCAUUCCGAUAUCCCAAUAAAAUUCAUGUGGAACGAGGGGGAAAAAAGAUACAUAGAGUAUAUCCUUAUGGUAAAGAGAACAUUUAUUCCAAAACUUACAAUCAGGUAAAAAAUAGUCAAAUCACCAACUCCAUUGAAGAAUCCACCAGGGAAAUAAUCAGGGUACUGGAAUUGAUAUAAAUAUAAAAACAAUAAAUCAAUAUACAGUCCUAGGCGUUUCGUCCAGUCAUAUGGACUUUGUCAGGGACAAUGCAAAACAAUCGGUUAUAUAAUCAGUUUACUUACUGAUGAUCACUGAUAUUUAAACGACAAUUUCUUAUGUUGUGACGUUCAUUGAUCACACUGUAUAUUUACUUUUUGGUCCACCUGGUAUAUUUAAAAUAUUAAUGUAAUCACCAAACUUGGAUGAUUUCACAAUAUAUUUUUUAGGUUGUCAUCAUGUCCAAGAAGGUCGUUGUGCUAAUGGAUCCAAUGGCAAAUGAAAACCGCUAUGUUUCAAAAGUGCAACACAACUUGCAGUAAGGGUGCCUCUGAAAACCGUUUUAAGUUCAAAUAAGCUUCAAUAAACAAGUGAUUCCUAUUUUUUUUUUUUUUUUAAAUCUGUUACUUUUGCCAUAGUAUCUUCUUGCGGAUGUACAAGCCGGAUGAACAGCCAGAUCAAUGGAAAACAUGGAUAAUGUACCACAACAACCAGCAGGAUUCUACUAGCUGUGGAGUUUUAAUAUUGAUGGUAAAAAAAUUUCUAACAUAGUAAAAGACACUCAACAAAUGCGAUCUGCAGUUACAAAUGUGAAUUAUUAUUUUACAGUUUGCCAAGGAGUUCCUACGGACACGUACAAUCAGUGAAGUGAAGACCUCUCCAGAAUAUAUAAGGGAUGCACGACUGGAAAUAGCUUGUGCCUUACUCCAGUAUAAAGGUCAGCUCCAUCACACAAUGUAUGAAAGAUUUGUCUUGGAAAAAUGUGUUCAGACUCCAAAUUCACACAGAUUAAAUCAUUGUGCGGGAAACGUGUUUUAUUAUUAAUUCACUCAGAAAAUACAUAUUUGCUUACAUUUUAACGUACUGCACCAUAAUAUAACGUAAAUAUUUUUUUAUUCAAUUAUUUUUGUAGAUGCUGUAUGA
This is a messenger RNA of Pelobates cultripes (western spadefoot toad), 2945 nucleotides long. Lineage: Eukaryota; Metazoa; Chordata; Amphibia; Anura; Pelobatidae. The record is from the annotation of a GenBank genome assembly.